This is a messenger RNA of Echinococcus granulosus, 1263 nucleotides long. RefSeq lists its product as hypothetical. The record is from RefSeq and is a predicted model, not a curated record. The transcript is spliced from 9 exons. NCBI's taxonomy places the organism in Eukaryota, Metazoa, Platyhelminthes, Cestoda, Cyclophyllidea, Taeniidae. The coding region runs from base 1 to 1263 and encodes 420 amino acids.
AUGAGGACUAGGGCGUCAGAGAGAAGGCUUACUCGAUCUAGAAGUUCUCUUACAAUCCAAAACGGGGUUAAGUCAUCGUCAACAGCUACACGAGUUCGUUGUAAAGGUAAAUCUCGAUCCUCAGUACGGAGCGUUGCGUCCAGAGAUCGAGUGCUACGUUCUUCAAGGAACAGGAAGGUGCAUGUAUUACAGUCUCAGAGCAAGCAGUCAUCAAAUAAGCCAAGAAAGCAACCAGUAUCGUCACGAUCUUCUGAAGGAGUUGCGAGUAGUAGGAAGUCCGAAAGGCAGACACGUAAUGGGCUGCCGGAUGCCUCUCAGUCGCUCUCAGCAUCAAAAGCGAAGCGCAGGAAAGCGGGAAAGACCCGUGAUGAGCGAUCAGAGGAUCCCUAUGAGUUAAGUGAGGACGAAAACGAGGCACCCGCUGCUAUUUUUGGCAGCCCGUCUGCUCCCUGUGCGGCCAUCUCAUCGAUUGACAAGAAACGCAAAUUUUUCCCGACUCGACGUGAGGGCUCAACCAAUCGCGCAGCUCUUAGUGGAUUCGACAUUUUGCGUCGAAAACUUACUGCCAAGUCGAGAAGUUAUCGUCGACCUGCUUCGGCAGCCGAUCAGACAUCCUCGUCCCGUGCAGCACCGAUGAGUGAGAGUGAACGAGCGCGGAUAGCGGCGACUACCAUUUGGCUGCCACUUCCAAAUCAGCAGUGUGCGUCGACGCCCGAUCGACAACACCCCCAACGAAUGCAGCCGCAAAUUCUGUCGCUCCCGCCACCAGACGAGAGGAGUGAAAUUCUCACGGGCAAUCCUGCUGUCCGACUGUCGAGUCUCUCAGUCCUAGCCUCACCACUCGACUCGCGGACAGUGAAGCCGAAUAACACACCGUUGGAGAGUACCGCAGUGAUGCCUCACGAGGGCAGUGCCCACGAUGCACCACCACUAGCGGACAUAUCAAACAUUUCUCCUCGGCCACCACUUUCGGCCUAUCAGGUGGGUGAUAAGAUCCACAGUGAGGCGCGUCGCAUCUCCUUCGCCCAACCGCUCUCUCCGAUACCUAAACGCUCAAGUGGUUCAAGGGGACGCAAAUUUGAGCUUGAACAUGCUGUGACCAUUGGCGUGGAUACGGUGGAGGCGUUCGUUAUUCGUCGUUGUCUGCGCCUCGCAACUACGGGCUGCACCACAAGCCUUGUCGAUGCGAACUACGAGCAGUGGCUGGAGGAGUUCAACUCUCAAUUAAAGCCCUACGAGGAGUUUGAUCUUACAAUUGAUUAG